UAGUGCGGCGCCCGUACCGAGCGCUCGACGUGACGAUCGACCGAUUAGAAUUUCGGUUUUUGGGCCAAACGUACCGCGAUCAUCCGCGAUCAUCAUCCAAUCAAGUGCAAAAAUGGACGAGGCGGUGAACAGUGCUAAAAGGACGAUAACUUGUGUGUCGAGUCCAACGAGGAUCGAUUUGGAGUUUCACGAUUUGAGUUUUUCGGUGCCGCAGGGACGGAAAGGUUCCAAACUGAUACUUAGAAAUGUAAACGGACAGUUUAAAUCACGACAGUUGCACGCAAUUAUUGGACCUUCAGGCGCAGGAAAGACUACACUUUUAAAUAUUCUAGCAGGAUACAAAUGUACGGAAGCAACAGGGUCGAUAUUUGUGAAUGGAAAACUCAGGAAUAUCAAGCAGUUCAGGAAAAUGUCAAGGUACAUUAUGCAAGAAGACCUAAUCCAACCGAUGCUUUCGGUUACAGAGGCCAUGAUGGUGGCUGCCAAUUUGAAACUAGCAAAAAAUAUCGGACAAGAAGAAAAACUGCAAAAUAUAAACGAAAUCCUGGACUUGUUGGGCCUAAGGAAAACGUCUGAAACCUCAACUAGCAGGCUGUCGGGGGGUGAAAGGAAAAGACUGGCGAUAGCCCUUGAACUAUUGAACAAUCCACCUUUAAUAUUUCUAGACGAACCCACCACAGGAUUGGAUGAUCUGUCCUGUUCUCAAUGCAUCGCGUUGCUGAAAAUGUUGGCGGAAGGCGGAAGAACUGUGAUUUGCUCCAUUCAUUCGCCAAGUGCGAGACUGUUCUCCCUCAUCGAUAACGUGUAUGUGGUCGCCUCGGGGCAAUGCGUUUUUCAGGGCUAUGGUCCCAAUGUCGUUCCAUUUUUGUCGAAAAUCGGAUUGGACUGUCCCAAACACUACAAUCCUGCCGACUUCAUUAUGGAGGUGUGUUGCCAUGAAUACGGCGACUUCCAUGAUAAGAUGGUUUCGGCUAUCGACAAUGGAAAGUGCAUAUACAGAAGGGACGAGGAAUUAACAGAAGCUAUGGAAAUACCAGAGGAUAAUCAGUUGGUUCCAUGUUUAAUCGAUACAGGGUAUCAAAACGACGAAAAAAUCAACUGGUUUAGCCAGUUUAGAAUUUUGCUAAUGAGGAUGUGGCUGCAAAUGUGGAGGGAUAAGAACUUCAUCUUUAUGAAAAUCGCCCUACAUGUUGUCCUGGGACUGUUGGUUGGUACCAUGUACAUUGGCAUGGGACAGGACGGUUCCAAGACUAUUUUCAACUUUGGAUUUUACUUUUGCUGCCUCAUUUUCUUCAUGUACAUACCCAUGAUGCCAGUGCUGUCAAACUGUAAGUCCCUUACCAAACAAUCACAACAUCUUGUAAUAUUAUUUAUUUCAGUUCCAACAGAAGUACACUAUCUUAAAAGGGAACACUUUAACAAAUGGUAUCGACUAAGUGCCUAUUUCAGUGCCUUAACUGUAUCAACUUUACCUAUGCAAAUUAUUUUGGGAACCGUAUAUUUAUCUUUGGUUUACUUAUUAUCGGACCAGCCUUUAGAGUACAUGAGAAUGAUAAAAUUUUUCUCUGUAUGCCUUUUAACGGGCGUCAUAUCCGAAAGUUUUGGCCUCUUGAUUUCAUCACAACUAAACAUAGUCAAUGCCAUGUUCGUGGGACCGGUGGCGGUGGUACCGCUGAUGUUGCUGGCGGUGUAUGGUUUCGGGUCGGGCUACAGCAGCAUACCGAAACUGAUCCGGGUGGCGAUGCACUUCAGCUACUUGCGAUACUCUCUGGAAGCCCUAAUAGAUUCGAUGCUCAGGGACAGACCGAAGCUAGGCUGUCCAGACACGGAGGACCACUGCAUCUUCACUGAUCUGAACUAUUUCAUCAAGGAAAUGGGAAUGGAGAACACGAUAUUCUGGGUGGACAUGGCCACGCUUGUUUUCACCCUUGUCUUGUUUAAGGGUGUGGGUUUCUAUCUGCUCAGACAACGACUGACGCCCAGCAAAACGUUCCUUUCAUUGCAACACGUCGGACGGUUUGUCAAGUCCCAGCUGGGCGGAUCGCGUUGAAUUUAGUUUGUCUACUUAAUUUUUGGAUAAUGCAAUCUUGCCAAAUUUUAUUAUUGUGAUUUUUUAAGGCUGGAUCUGAGGAGGGGCGUUUGCUCCGGAAUGUCACUAAAUUAUUUUGUCGUUAAGUGCCUGGAACCUUUAAAUUUAUGCCUAACUGUGAGAAACGUUUCGAUCUACUUAAAAUGUGAUAUAUGUAUUUCAUGUUAUUGUGGUCAGAGUAUUUUUUGUAUUUAGAGAUUUAUAUCCAAUUCAGCUUGUUUUUUGGUUGAUUUGGAUGCCGGAUUGUCUUAUUUUGAUACAAAUAUUAUUUAUUAAACUUAAAAUUAGUUUGUUUGCAUUGAAAUAUAUUGUUGACCAAAUUAUGUAAUUGGUAGUAAUAAAUUCAAAUCACCAAAUGAAAAUUUAAUGUUUUAUUUAUGUAAAUGUUAAGCUGAUGUAUUCCAUUUAAACCAUGAUUUUUAUAACGGUGGUAUUUGUAGUUUAAUUGUGAUAGUAACAUCACUUAUUGAAUAUGUUUUAUGUAUUUUUAUAAAAAAUAAAUUAAUCUGAACUUGUUA
This is a messenger RNA of Aethina tumida (small hive beetle), 2607 nucleotides long. RefSeq names its product ATP-binding cassette subfamily G member 4-like. The record is from RefSeq and is a predicted model, not a curated record. Gene Ontology annotation, molecular function: ABC-type transporter activity; ATP hydrolysis activity; ATP binding. The transcript is spliced from 8 exons. Gene Ontology annotation, cellular component: plasma membrane. Lineage: Eukaryota; Metazoa; Arthropoda; Insecta; Coleoptera; Nitidulidae. Bases 113 to 2050 code for a protein of 645 amino acids.